Heteronotia binoei (common prickly gecko) is the source of this 3041-nucleotide messenger RNA. It is a transcript of the gene TPGS1, whose product is annotated as tubulin polyglutamylase complex subunit 1. Gene Ontology annotation, molecular function: microtubule binding. The record is from RefSeq and is a predicted model, not a curated record. The coding region runs from base 22 to 894 and encodes 290 amino acids. Gene Ontology annotation, biological process: protein polyglutamylation. The transcript has 2 exons. NCBI's taxonomy places the organism in Eukaryota, Metazoa, Chordata, Lepidosauria, Squamata, Gekkonidae.
GGAGGGCCCUCCUCAUCCAAGAUGGCGGCUUCGCCUUCAGCCGAGAUGGCGGACAGCGAGAAGCGACGCCCGUCGCCCGCGAGCGAGCCCGGCCAGCCGGCCGCAUCGAGCAACGGGGUCGCUGAGGCCGAGGCCGCCUUCCUGCUGCAGGCCGGCGUAAGCGACAUGGUGCGCGGAGCCUUGCUGAGGCUGCUGGAGGCGCGGCCGGAGGAGCCCGUCGAGUUCCUGGCCGGCUAUUUCGAGAGGCUGAUGCAGAGCAGCGCCGAAGGGAGGGCGGGCGGCGCAGACCCGCCGAGGCAGCUUCACUGGCGCCUGGACCAGGCCCUCUGGCACCUGCGCCUAGCCCACCAUUCCCACAGUAGAACAGCCUUCAGCAACAAUGUCAGCAUGGCAUACGAUUCCUUGAGUGCUGGUGGGAGACGGAAGAAGCCUGGGGUCAAUGGAAAACUCUACAGCGAGUUGCUGAAUAUGUUCUUCCGAGACAGGGGAGCUGCUGAAGAAAUUGUCGCGCCAUUGCUUCAAAAGAUAACUUGCCGGGACCAUGAGAUGGUGCCAUUUGAUGUCUUCCACUAUGGCGUGCUCACCUGUCUGGUCUUCCUUGAGUUUUUGGCCAAGGCGAGUGCUCUCUAUGAGGCCCUGGACGGCGGAUCUGGUGUGGCUGAUCAACGGAUCUGUUUAGCUGUGCUCAGCACUCUGGAGGAAGCUCUUCACACUAGCAAUGUCUCCAGUCCUAUCCGUUACUUGGAGGCUGGGUCCAAGCUUGGGCCGGACUACUUAGCUUUAGCUAUGGACAAGGCACUGGCUGAAAGGAAGGCCAGCGUGGCCAUGAAGAAAGAGGAGUUUCUCAAGAAAGCAUCGGUCAUUUUUGUCACCAAAGUGAAACCUGUUGGCUGAAUUGCAAGCCAGGACAAAUGCCAGCUUGACCAAGAACUGGAUUUAUUUGGGAUGGAGAGACAAGACUCCUGCUUUCUCUCUUCUGGAAUGGGACAGGUGGAAUAAAAAUGGGAAAGAGGAGUGUAUGUUGCCUUUGGGCUUAAGCAGAACUACAACUUUGUAAGCUGUGUAAAACUUCUGAAGUUCUCCUACUGAGUCUUAUUCAGUAUGUUUUAUAGUGAAAUGUUGAGGUUCCUGAAAGAUAUUGAGGUAAAUACUUCUACUGAGAACUUAUAAAUGAAUUUAAGCACACAGAAACAAAAUACUCUUGAUGUUUGAAAGCCUUCAUCCAUGAAACAACCUAUUUUCAGAUGUAUAUUCCUAAUCUAGGAUUGCCAGCACUGCCUUGGCAGGUGCUGGGAAAUUUUUAUGUCAGUGCCUGGGGAGAGGAAAGCUUGGGAAGGAUGUGAUGUAAUUUCUGGUUGACUAGCUAGGAAUUAGCCCUGCUCUCUAUGGUAAAGACCACAGAGACAUGGAAAAAUUUGUAGAGCAUCACUAUGGAGACUUAUUUUUUUUCUUCUGCUCCUCCAUUUCUAGAGGGCGAGGGAUUGGGGCCAAAGGCAAGGUUUUACUCACUAUGAGCAGACAAAUCGUAAGGACAUCCUAGCUACCAUGCAAUUCUCAACUUCCCUUGUAAUUUUGAAAUCCUCCCAACACGACAUCCAGGAGUGCUGCAUCCUCAAUUUUGUGUCUUCUUUUCAGGUUUUCCAGGAGUCAUGGGAACUUUUGGACAUCCAUCUAUUUCAGAUUCCUCAGUUAUGCAGCUGCCCCUUCAUCAUUUCAGGGAAUAUGUUGGUCCUCACCUUUUCAAAGAGACAGACACAAGAGGUUUUUCUAGGACUCCAGAUGCUAUGCACUCUCUCUUCACCUUGUUAUGUCAUGUGGAAUACUUUUAACAGUUUUAAUACCCUGGUGAGCAUCAAGUUCGUGCGUGCAUUCUUGAGGAGGAUCUUGAGAAGAGGCACAGCCAACAGCUUGACUACAGGGGAGAGAAAGCAGAAGGGCAGCCAAACAGAAAGACAGUAGAUCAUCCCCUGCAGAGCAUGGGGCAGGGGGAAAGGACAGCUAGACAUUUGCUGGAAGUGGUGGAGAGACAGCUGCUGUGAGCCACAGUCCCUCUAACCCCUAAUAGAAAGAAGGGGAGAACAGGAAGCACCGAGUACCUGAAAGGCUUAACCAGGGCUCCUAAAGGAGAAGAUCAGUGAGGACAGCCACAGUUCCCUGAAAUGUCAUUUGCCUACUGCUCUUCUUCCAUGAAGUACAGCUGCAGAGGUGUGUUGGGUGCUUUACUGUUCAUUGGUGAGAAGGUAACUGCAGGGGCUUAUGUAACGGGGUUGUGUCUCUUGCACACAAAGGUAUCCAUGGCCAAAAAGCCAGGGCAGUACAACAGAGUGUCAUACUAAGAAAUUGGAAAGACCUGGAUUCAAGUCUCCAUUUGACCAUGGAGCUCACAGGUUGACUUUUAGCCAGCCACUCCCAACCUCUAACUCACCUCACAGCAUCACUGGGAGAAAAAAAAACUGGAAGAGGAGGGAGGCUUGUAAGCCACCCUGAGCCAACUGGAUGAAAGGCAUGGUGAAAAUGUGCUCUGCAGAUGGAUUCUUCAGCUGACAAGCUGAUGUGGGAAUGGUUUCCCUGAAAGCUGGAAGUUCCAGUAUACAGAAGAGGAGGGAAACAGUAAUGGAUAUGUAUUUUUUGCUUGCAAUCUCCUUGUGUUUUCCCCAUUGCGCUUAACAAUUUCAGACCAAAAGGUGGUACAAAAUUAUAGGUGUUUGUAGAGUUGGCGGCCACUCUGCAUUGUCGUCUUCCUUGCCAGAUAAUUUUUUUUACCCUUAGCACAUCAUCCACAGGGCAUGAGGCACCCAGUUAAGGGUAAAUUGCUUUACAAUGCUUCAAGCAGCCACAAUUGCAGGAAAGGAUUCCACUUAACUGGCAGGCAUGUAAUAGUGCUAAAUGAGGAACCUCGAGCACCUUAUUUAGACUGACUGGGUUGUACAGGUGGAAACAGCAGGGGCAAUUGUGGACUCUGUCAUUACCUGUGGUUGAUGAUUCUGAGCUUCUAUUCUCUCUCCUGGGCAAAGGCUCUGCAAUACAGGUGCCCAAUAAAA